Aureobasidium subglaciale EXF-2481 is the source of this 1258-nucleotide messenger RNA. RefSeq lists its product as uncharacterized. Gene Ontology annotation, molecular function: C-4 methylsterol oxidase activity; iron ion binding. Bases 117 to 848 code for a protein of 243 amino acids. The transcript has a single exon. The record is from RefSeq and is a predicted model, not a curated record. Gene Ontology annotation, biological process: ergosterol biosynthetic process. NCBI's taxonomy places the organism in Eukaryota, Fungi, Ascomycota, Dothideomycetes, Dothideales, Saccotheciaceae.
AGAUCCACGCUAUUGAGGCAGCAAAGGGAUACUCAGGCUUCAGCAAGAAUCGCUACGUCGUCUUUAUUACAAACAGUUUCCGCCAGCUUCCAACACACCGCACUGGAGCUUCCCACAUGGCCCAAAUACUUGAAGAUAUCUGGAUCUAUGCAUUGGCAACCACCUCACCUGCUGCGAUUGAAUUGGCGGGGACGUUCGGCAUCCAAGUGAUUACUUUCUGGUUACCGUCGCUUCUGCUGCUCAGCAUAGACCAUUACACACCUUCUUUCUCGUUACGCCAUAAGAUCCAGGCAAGAUCGAGCGUAAGACCUGGCCAGGUCCGUCAUUGCGUCAAGGUCGUGGCUUCUAACCAGCUCCUUAUGGUUGUAGCCAAGAUCUCGGAGCUCUUCGUCUUACGAAUUUGUGGCUACACAUCAUUCUAUCGCUUCGACCAAGACCUGCCAUCUCCAUUUGAGCUCGCAAGAGACCUGAUCAUAUGCGUCCUUGGCUGUGAGAUCAUGUUUUACUACUCACAUAGAUUGCUUCAUGUGAGGUCUUUCUAUCAAUGGAUACACAACCAACACCACCAAUUCAAAGCCCCUAUCGCUCUAUCCGCCCAGUACGCACAUCCGCUGGAAUACCUCUUUUCCACCGUCUUGCCGUUUUGGCUUCCCACGCAGCUUCUGGGCUGCCACAUAGUCACCUGCCUUGUGUUUUGGUCAGCAGCUACUGUAGAGACCGUCAUGGCACAUAGUGGUUACGACUUCUUCGGCAUCCUAUCCAAGAAGCAUGACUUGCAUCACGAGAAGAACAGAGUCAACUUCGGCACACUUGGCUUCCUCGACUGGCUGCAUGGCACAGGCGCGUGAACAGAACGCUCCCGUCGAUCACCAAGAGCAAGAUCAUCACAUCAAAAAGAGCAAAAAACCAGGGUGUUGCGAAGCCCGCUGUCCUGGGGAAAACCCUUGAAAGAAGGCACCGCUUACUUUCGACAACGGAGUGGAUCGAACCCGACGCUCACAAAUGCUACCUACCGAAGAAAGAGGUCUUUCCAUUACCAGGUGUACGGCACAACCGCUGCACCACACAAGGACCCCACAUGAUGAGAGUUGCAAUUCGAAGGGCUAAAUGGGGGAGAAUUGGAGAGUGAGUGAGAGUUGACUUGGCUACCUCUCCAAGAUCUCAACACAUUCAUGCGAUCUCCUUCGUGUCACUAUGGUAGUCUUGACUUCGUAUCCUCCCCAGCUGUACAGUCUUUACAGCAGGCGCAGAUCAACCU